This is a messenger RNA of Paracoccidioides lutzii Pb01, 225 nucleotides long. RefSeq lists its product as hypothetical. The transcript has a single exon. The coding region runs from base 1 to 225 and encodes 74 amino acids. The record is from RefSeq and is a predicted model, not a curated record.
AUGCAAAAGAAAAUUGAGAAGGUACAAGAGUUCAAAUCAAAGUCUGUCAUGUUGGACAUUUAUUCAAUCAUAGAGGAAAUACACUCUCAAUUGAAUCCUCUCAAAGAGGCCAAGAAGGCCAUCCAGGUGGCUAAUUCUUUGGCCAACAUGGCUCAGGCUGAAAAUGCAGCUGUGGGUUCCAAUAAUAGCAGCAACAUCCAAAAUAAUAUGGCCUGUGAGGGCUGA